Molecule: messenger RNA, 2352 nt
Organism: Varanus komodoensis (Komodo dragon)
Lineage: Eukaryota; Metazoa; Chordata; Lepidosauria; Squamata; Varanidae
Gene: FGR
Product: FGR proto-oncogene, Src family tyrosine kinase
Exons: 13
Coding region: 410-2035 (541 amino acids)
Biological process (GO): innate immune response; cell surface receptor protein tyrosine kinase signaling pathway; cell differentiation
Cellular component (GO): extrinsic component of cytoplasmic side of plasma membrane
Molecular function (GO): ATP binding; signaling receptor binding; non-membrane spanning protein tyrosine kinase activity
Source: RefSeq, a predicted model, not a curated record
AAAUAGCGGAGGGUGUUUUCUGCAAUGUUUUCACUUUAAGCGGCAUGAAAGCGGCUGUAGGGUCAGUCAGGGGGAAGCUAGCCACACGCCCGCUUGCUCGCUGGCGGGCAUGUACGCGCGCCCGAGGAGCGCUUUCCGGCUGCGCUAGGAGCCGCACUUUCUGUGCGUUAGCCGCCUGUUUAAAUUAGAAGGGCCACAGGGCUGAGCGAGUGAGCAGGGCGCUAUUCCAGCGCCAAGGAGGGAAAGGCGAGGCGGCAACAGCCCGCCGCCGAAGCCGACGCUAUUUCCUCUAGCGAAGAGGCAUCUGCCGGAGGGCGAGUGAGCAGCAGCCCAAGGCACUUCUUCUUAUCCAGCAAGAAACAUGGAGCAAGUACACUGACCUGAACUACAACCCGGCUGCUGCCCAGCAAUGGGUUGUGUGCAAUGCAAGAAGAAGAAAGCGAACAAGAGCCAGAGCAAUGGUGGGGAGGGGGCAGGUAACCCACCCCCGACCUCCUGCUAUGACCCUGACCCCACCCAGCAGAACCUGCACAACAGCUUCACCCGCAUCCCGGACUACAACAACUUCCAGGGCACGCCGGGGCCUUCUACUCCUGCCUUCAUGGGGGGCACCAACCUGUACCCCAGCUCUUCCCUGCACGUCCAUGGAGUCGGGAUUGCAGGAGGAGGAGUGACGCUUUUCGUGGCCUUGUACGAUUAUGAAGCCCGAACGGAGGAUGACCUAACAUUUGUGAAGGGAGAGAAAUUCCACAUCAUCAACAACACGGAGGGUGACUGGUGGGAGGCACGGUCUCUGAACACGGGUGCAACAGGCUACAUCCCCAGCAAUUACGUGGCUCCUGUGGACUCCAUUCAGGCAGAGGAGUGGUACUUUGGGAAAAUUGGCCGUAAGGAUGCUGAGAGGCAGCUGCUUUGCCAUGGCAAUCCCCGGGGCACCUUCCUCAUCCGUGAGAGUGAGACCACCAAAGGUGCCUACUCGCUGUCCAUCCGCGACUGGGACGAGGUGAAGGGCGACCACGUCAAGCAUUAUAAGAUCCGGAAAUUAGACAGCGGUGGCUACUACAUCACCACACGGGCUCAGUUCGACACCGUGCAGCAGCUGGUCCAGCAUUACAUAGAGAGAGCUGCAGGGCUGUGCUGCCGCCUGGCCGUGCCGUGCCACAAGGGGAUGCCCAAGCUGGCAGACCUGUCCGUCAAAACCAAAGACGUUUGGGAGAUCCCGCGAGAAUCGCUGCAGCUCAUCAAGAAACUGGGCAAUGGGCAGUUUGGGGAAGUGUGGAUGGGCACUUGGAACGGCACCACUAAAGUGGCGGUGAAGACGCUGAAGCCCGGCACCAUGUCCCCUGAAGCCUUCCUGGAGGAGGCCCAGAUCAUGAAGCGCCUGCGGCACGACAAGCUGGUGCAGCUGUACGCAGUGGUGUCGGAGGAGCCCAUCUACAUCGUCACAGAGUUCAUGAGUCAAGGGAGUUUGCUGGACUUUCUGAAAGAUGGAGAUGGUCGUUUCCUGAAGUUGCCACAGCUGGUGGACAUGUCGGCCCAGAUUGCGGCGGGCAUGGCUUACAUCGAGCGCAUGAACUACAUCCACCGGGACCUGCGGGCCGCCAACAUCCUUGUGGGGGACAACCUGGUCUGCAAGAUCGCCGACUUUGGCCUGGCUCGCCUCAUUGAGGACAACGAAUACACAGCACGGCAAGGUGCCAAAUUCCCGAUCAAGUGGACAGCCCCUGAAGCCGCUCUUUAUGGCAAGUUCACCAUCAAGUCAGAUGUGUGGUCCUUUGGCAUCCUGCUGACAGAGCUUGUGACCAAGGGUCGAGUACCCUACCCAGGCAUGAACAACCGGGAGGUGUUGGAGCAAGUGGAACGGGGGUAUCGCAUGCAGUGCCCUGGAAACUGCCCCCCCUCGUUGCACGACCUGAUGCUGCAGUGCUGGAAGAAGGAGCCCGAGGAGCGCCCCACCUUCGAAUACCUCCAGUCCUUUCUUGAAGACUACUUCACUGCCACAGAGCCUCAGUAUCAGCCGGGGGACAACCAGUAACUUGCCAGGAGGGCUGGCUCGGAACCGAGACCGUGGAUGGGCCACUCACGGGGGCCUCCGUGGAGGGGGGCGCUCUGGGGCGCGGCCGUCGGGAGACGCAACCCUUCCCCUCGCCAGGGGCUGAAGAUCCCGUUUUUGUAGAACUGGAGUCGGACUCCUCUCUCUCUCUCUCUCUCUCUCUCUCUCUCUCUCUCUCUCUCUCUCUCUCUCUCUCUCUCUUUCUCUGUUCUCUACUUUCUUCUUCUUUUUUAUAUAAUUCCAAGUUGUGGCAGAAGGGGAUGGUUUUGUUUUUUAAGAAUUGUGAUUUUGUGUUUUAA